AGUAGUUGAUUGCUUUCAAGAAUUAAAAUAAGGGAAAAUUAGAAAAAUGAGACACUUUAAUCUUAAAUUUGUUCCAAUAAGACUUGUAGAAGAUUAUUUAGGUAAAUAAGAUUUAUAUUCUCUUUAAUACCAUUAUACCCUUAUAAUUAACCUUAAUUAAAAUUUAAAUUAAUUCGUAAUUGAUUUAAAUUUUAAUAAAAAAAAAAGAAAAAACCACAAAAGGAUUAAAAACUUGUUUACCCUAAUAUUUUUUCACUCCUCUUCUUCUCCGCCGUGUACCUUCAAGCCUUCAACCCUUUCAAUGUCAAUUUAGGGUAAGCGGAGAAUCCUUAUUUUUUUCAUCGUAAAUCAUCAAUUUUUUUGUUUCUAAUCUCGUUUUUAUCUUUCUUCUCUUUGUUCUCAGAUACAAUUCAGCGAAUUGGGGAUUUGUUCUUUGGUUUGUUAGACGGUCCUCUUCUCUCUCUACGGUUUCGUCGGACGGUAUUCUUCUCUCACUACAGGUUUCGUCGGACGGUCCCUUCACAGUUUGAUGUAAGAUCUGGUCUAAACCACAUUGCAGAUCAGGCCUGACAUCGAAAGGAUCGAGAAAUGGGUGUUAUGCAUUGCUUAUGAUGAUGAGAAGAAUCCUUAUCUACCGAAGGUUUUCAAACAGAGCCAUCUUUGGAAAAUUCUUCCCUAAGAGCGCUGCUAGAGCUACUGUGCCAGGAGGUCCAAGUGUACCAUGUAGUACAGCGAAGGCUGUGGAAUGGGACGCUGCUUGGUCACAGAACCUUGACCUGUCGGGUUGUGCGGCUCUUGGAGUUCAUGUUGCAGCUUAUGAGGAAGAUAAAGCCGAAGGUACCCGUCCUAAGAAGCUACAGGCAGAGAAAACUGCAGAAGGCAUUGUUUGAGGAUUAAACAAGGUUUAUAAUGAAUGUUUGCAUCGCACUUUUCUCUUAUUUUCUCAAAAGACAAUACUUUAUCAUCUUCCGUAGGGUUAAUAAGUGCCAAUAAGUUGUCUCUUUAACUUUAGGAGUUUCUGAGGAUGU
This is a messenger RNA of Brassica napus (rape), 1028 nucleotides long. RefSeq names its product asparagine synthetase [glutamine-hydrolyzing] 3-like. Lineage: Eukaryota; Viridiplantae; Streptophyta; Magnoliopsida; Brassicales; Brassicaceae. Gene Ontology annotation, cellular component: cytosol. The transcript is spliced from 2 exons. Bases 609 to 890 code for a protein of 93 amino acids. The record is from RefSeq and is a predicted model, not a curated record. Gene Ontology annotation, molecular function: asparagine synthase (glutamine-hydrolyzing) activity.